AUGUCCCAAAAUAAUAUACAAAUUGAUAAACUUACUUGUGAGCAGCGUCAACAGUUCUUUCUUGCUCUAUUUAAUAAUGAACCAUCUCUCCUUAAUGUACUAAAUACUGAGCAACGACAGAAAUUAUAUACAGCACUGAUGACAAUUGACCCCUCACUUAAAUCUCUAAAUGCACAUAGCACUAUAUAUGGGACUACAAAUGAACAAGCAUGUUUUAAAUUAUUUUUACAAAUAUUUCGAUCAGCAAUGAAUCCAAUCAAGAUUCAGGAAUUUAAACAAAUUAAAAAUGAUUUUCAAUGGCACGAACUUUUGAAGUUAGAUAAAGAUCAAUAUUUAAAUUUUCGAAAUGAUCUUCGAAAUAGAGCAGCUUCCAGGCUUUCACGUUGUGAAUCAGUAUCUCGUCAGCAAAAAGGAAAAGUAGAAGAAGUUAUUAGGGAUUUUAAAGAAGCAAACCCAACAUUUCCAGUCUCUGAGGCUGAUUUUAUCCUUCGAGAAUGGCUUGCUUUAUAUUGUAAUAGCAUGGUUGACCAGGCGAAAAAAAAGAAAAUUGCCGAAGCAAAGAAGCAUGGUCUUCCACCACCACCACCAAAAAGAAAAAAUGUCCAACCUCCUAAAAAGCAUAAUAGUAUGGAUAAUAAUAGAACAACAACAACUGAAAGCUCACAAGAUUCUGAGAGAGUUACUCCACCAUCUUCUACUUCGUCUACUGAUGCACUACUUGCAAUAACUCCACAAGUUAACGCUCCUACUGCAACUGAAACAAUGGUUUUCACUUUCUCUACCAAUGAAUCAAAUGCUCCAGUUGUAACUAAUAUAUCAUCUACCUCCGAAGUCAAUAUUCCAGCUACAACUGAAUUUGCUGUAGAAACUCCUGGGUUAGCUAACAAAGAAAUUGUAGAUGCUCAACUUAAACUUGGUGAUUGUUUUUAUAAUGGAAUUGGAACCAAAUUGGAUAUAACACAGGCAAAAUAUUGGUAUGAAAAAGCAGCAAAUAAUGGAAGUAUUAUAGCAAAAAAUAAUCUUAAAGAUUAUUACAAUGAAAAAAUAAGAUUUGAAAUAGACAAACAUAAGAAAAUUAAGUUUUACUAUAAAAUGAUAUUCUCAAUAAAAAGAUUAACCCAAUUUGGAUUGUACCAUAUUAAUAAAAUAUUUUUAAAGACAAAUUAUGAUAAAUCGGUUUAUUAUUUGCAGAAAGCAGCAGAAAAUGGAUGUAAGUUUGCACAAUUUAAUUUAGGUGGAUGUUAUCAAUUAGGGCAUGGUGUAAGAAAAGAUAUAAGAAAAGCAUUUGAAUUAUAUAAGAAAUCAGCUAAACAAGAAUACAUAAAUGCACAAUCUCAACUUAUUUAUUGUUAUGAAUAUGGAUUAGGAACUGAAAUAAAUAGAGUAAAAGCAUUGGAAUUAGUUAAAAUAAUGGCUGAGAAGGGAUUUAAACAUGCACAAUAUUUAUUAGGUUUACAUUACAUAACCGGAGAAGGGGUUGAUAAAGAUGAAAUAAAGGCAUUUAAAUUAUUUGAAAAACUUGCUAAAGAAAGUAAAAAAUGUCAGUCUAAUAAUAAUAAGAUUAAUGAGCAAAAAGAUUUUGAGUAUUUUAAAAUCUUAAUGAAGUAUGUGAAUUCAAACUCAUUAUACCAACUUGGAUAUUGUUAUGAUAAAGGAGUUGGUACAGAACUUAAUUUAACAAAAGCAUUUGAAUUAUAUAAAACAGCAGCUGAGAAAGGGCAUAAUGUUGCACAAAAUGUAUUGGGAUAUUCUUACGAGAAUGGUAUAAGAAUAGAAAAAGAUUUAAAACAAGCUAUUUAUUGGUAUAGCAAGGCAGCAGGCAAUGGAUAUGACAAAGCACAAUAUAAUUUAGGCAGAUGUUAUAAAAAUGGAAAUGGUGUUGAAAAAGAUGAAAAAAAGGCAUUUGAGUAUUAUAUGAAAUCAGCUGAACAAGGUUAUUUAAAUGCUCAAUUUCAACUUGGAUAUUGUUACGAUAUAGGAGUUGGAACAGAAAUUAAUAUAACAAAAGCAUUUGAAUUAUACAAAAUAGCAGCUGAAAAAGGUUAUAGCAUGGCACAAAAUAAUUUAGGAAACUUAUAUGAGCAUGGUAAAGGUACAAAAAAGGAUUUGAAACAAGCUGUUUAUUGGUAUAACAAGGCAGCAGAAAAUGGAAAUGAAAUAGCACAAUAUAAUUUAGAUAGAUACUAUCAAAACCCUAUAAAAACGUUUUGUUUAUAA
Rhizophagus irregularis DAOM 181602=DAOM 197198 is the source of this 2217-nucleotide messenger RNA. RefSeq lists its product as uncharacterized. NCBI's taxonomy places the organism in Eukaryota, Fungi, Glomeromycota, Glomeromycetes, Glomerales, Glomeraceae. The record is from RefSeq and is a predicted model, not a curated record.